Molecule: messenger RNA, 3051 nt
Organism: Echinops telfairi (small Madagascar hedgehog)
Lineage: Eukaryota; Metazoa; Chordata; Mammalia; Afrosoricida; Tenrecidae
Gene: ZFP90
Product: ZFP90 zinc finger protein
Exons: 5
Coding region: 238-2139 (633 amino acids)
Biological process (GO): regulation of transcription by RNA polymerase II
Molecular function (GO): DNA-binding transcription factor activity; RNA polymerase II cis-regulatory region sequence-specific DNA binding
Source: RefSeq, a predicted model, not a curated record
CUGAAAGGGAGGACGUAGGCUGGAGCUGGGGCGGGAGAAGCCGACCCGAGGCCCUAGGGUGGGCCGGAGGGUGAGAAACCCGAAGCUACCAGGAGGCGGUGAUUCCGAGUGCGCGGGUCCGGUGGCACCUCCCACGGGUCGGCCGGUGUGUGAGAAGAUUGAUGCGCUUCUCCGUUCUGCCUGGGGACUCGGGCGUGGCUGGAGCCCCUGUGUGGGAGCGAGCCCCGACGAGGUGGAAUGGCCCCAAGGCCACCAAAGGCCGCGCUCCAGGAAUCGGUAACAUUCAAAGAUGUGGCUGUGGAUUUCACCCAGGAAGAAUGGUACCACGUGGCCCCUGCUCAGAGGAUCUUGUACAGGGAUGUCAUGCUGGAGAACUAUAGCCACCUGGUUUCUCUUGGGUACCAAGCUUCCAAGCCCGAGGUGAUCUUCAAACUGGAGCAAGGAGAAGAGCCAUGGAUCUCGGAGAGAGAAAUCCAAAGACCUUUCUGCUCAGAUUGGAAGACCAGGCCAGAUGCCAAAUCAUCAAAGCCAGGCAUAUUUGAAGCCUCCCGGCGCACAGAUGAUCUCUCAUGUGCCAUUCAAGAAGACAGCUGGGAUAGUGGUAGAAAGUUACAGAGACACCAGCAAGCCUGGAAGAGACAUCUGGGGCCAGAUGCCUUUGUCCAGAAGAAAAUAAUCACACCAGAGGGAGAUCUUGAGAAGAAUAAAUUUGGUGAAAACUCUAGAUCAGGCACGGACCUGGUUACACAAUUAAACAUUUCCUCAGGAACAGGAUCUAAUGAAUGUAAUACUCUUGGAAGCAACUUAGAACAUAAUUCAGACUCACUUAAUCAGAAUAGUAUUCUUAUAAAAAAGAAGCCCUAUAAAUGUAAUAAAUGCAGAAAAGCCUUUAUUCAUAGAUCAUCACUUACCAAACAUGAGAAAACUCAUAAAGGAGAGACGGCUUUCCCUAAUGGUACAGAUCAGGGAAUUUAUCCUGGAAAGAAGCACCAUGAAUGUACUGACUGUGGGAAAACUUUCCUCUGGAAGACACAGCUCACAGAACAUCAGCGAAUUCACACUGGGGAGAAACCCUUUGAAUGUAACGUGUGUGGGAAAGCCUUCAGGCACAGCUCGUCCUUGGGUCAGCAUGAGAACGCUCAUACUGGAGAGAAACCCUACCAGUGUAGUCUCUGUGGGAAAGCCUUCCAGCGCAGCUCCUCCCUCGUCCAGCACCAGAGGAUUCACACUGGGGAGAAACCCUAUCGGUGUAAUUUGUGUGGAAGAUCUUUCCGGCAUGGCACAUCCCUCACCCAGCACGAGAUUACACAUAGUGGAGAAAAACCCUUCCAGUGUAAGGAAUGUGGGAAAGCCUUCAGUCGGUGCUCGUCCCUUGUCCAGCACGAGAGGACUCAUACUGGAGAGAAACCUUUUGAAUGUAGCAUAUGUGGGCGAGCUUUUGGCCAGAGCCCAUCUCUUUAUAAACAUAUGAGGAUCCAUAAAAGAGGCAAACCUUACCAAAGCAGUAACUACAGCAUAGAUUUUAAGCACAGCUCACCUCUCACUCAGGAUGAAAGCCCGCUCACUGAAGUGAAAUCCUAUCAUUGUAACGAUUGUGGGAAAGACUUCAGUGACAAUGCAGAGUUCACUGACCAUCAGAGGGUGCACACUGGGGAGAACUAUGACUGUGAACAGGCCUUUGGCCAGCAACCACAUCCUCAUCCAGGAGAGAAACCCUAUCAAUGUAAUGUUUGUGGGAAAGCUUUCAAAAGGAGUACAAGUUUCAUAGAGCAUCACAGAAUUCAUACUGGAGAAAAACCCUACGAAUGUAACGAAUGUGGAGAAGCCUUCAGUCGGCGCUCCUCACUUACACAGCACGAGAGAACCCACACUGGAGAGAAACCCUACGAAUGUAUUGAUUGCGGGAAAGCUUUCAGUCAAAGUUCAUCCCUGAUUCAGCAUGAGCGAACUCACACAGGAGAGAAGCCUUAUGAAUGUAACGAAUGUGGGCGAGCAUUCCGAAAGAAAACCAACCUGCAUGAUCAUCAGAGAAUUCAUACAGGAGAAAAGCCGUAUGUUUGUAAGGAAUGUGGGAAAAACUUCAGUCGAAGCUCGGCUCUUACAAAACACCAGAGAAUUCAUGCCAGAAAUAAAUCCUAGAAACCCCAAAAUCAAGGAGUGCAGAACCCUUUUACUAAAAUAUUUUUCUUACACAGUAUGACAACAUUCAUACUGGAGAGAAAGUGUCAGAAUGUAAUUAUGUGUUUCUAUGUUGUGUGUGAAGAAAACUGUGCCAGUAGACUUUGUGUGAUUUUUCAUGAAAGCCACAUUCUUAUAUUUAAUUACAGAUUUUGUAAAAACAACUGCCGAUGUCUUAUGUAAAUGGUUGGAAAUGAUAUGCCUGUAUAUUGGGCAUUAUAAAGUUUUUGAAUAUAUGUAUGCACAGAUUCUCAACUCUUGAUAGCUUGACUCGUAACCUUAAUUGUUUACAGCCUUUUUAGAAAUAAACACCUGCAGCAAUGACCAAAAUUCAUUUUUCAAACUGUUUACAACUGUCCCAGCUGCAAAUUGGACAAAAUUUACUUUGGAAACCGAUCCCUGUUUCGAGAUUUCAAUGUUUCAAGAAUUAGAUCAACUAGUCCAGCCACUUUGGACAGAUGAAGAAACUGAAAACCAAAGAUGUGAAGUGGUUUACAGAUGCAGCUUUCUAAUGGCUCUGCUGGGCAGAGAUGCAGCUUACCUGGACCUUUGGCCCCAUGGUCUUGGCUCUGGGAAAAAGUUUUCUCGUUUUGUUUUAAUCCAGAGGGGUUUAUAGUAAAAUUUCAAAUAAAUUGGAUGCAGAGACACAGCAUUUAAUGAGCCCCCAUAGGUUGAACACUUUGGGAAUUAAUAAAGGUACGAGGCAGCAAAACUUACGCAGUUUUGUCACAGAUUUGUUUAAAGAGAUUUGUUGGAAACUUAUAAACCAAUAUGUUAACAAAGAUCUUAGAUGGUUGAAUUUCUGGUGACUCCUUUUCCCAACUCUCAUAAUUGUGUACACUUUAAGCAAACAGAUUUGUUUCAUACAAUGAA